Molecule: messenger RNA, 2504 nt
Organism: Talpa occidentalis (Iberian mole)
Lineage: Eukaryota; Metazoa; Chordata; Mammalia; Eulipotyphla; Talpidae
Gene: CD276
Product: CD276 molecule
Exons: 9
Coding region: 204-1154 (316 amino acids)
Source: RefSeq, a predicted model, not a curated record
CGGCAACACGGCCGCGUCCGGGACCCCGGGAGCCGGCGCGGCGCGUUCUUUUCUUUCCUACCCAGUCAUUUCUCCCAUCUGCAGGCAGUGAGCUUUCCAAUGUACUCCAGACCUUGCUCCUAUCAAUCAAACCAUCCAGCCUUUUAGAGGCAGGGCCAGCCUUCCACCACGGAGAGCCCAGCUGUCAGCUGCCUCACGGGAAGAUGCUACAUCGCUGGGGCAGCCCUGGCAGGAGUGCGCCCGUGGCCACCACCCUGGGUGUCCUGUGGUUCUGCCUCACAGGCGCUGUGGAGGUCCAGGUCCCAGAAGAUCCCGUGGUGGCCCUGGUGGGCACGGACACCACCCUGCGCUGCUCCUUCUCACCGGAGCCCGGAUUCAGCCUGGCACAGCUCAGCCUCAUCUGGCAGCUGACCGACACCAAGCAGCUGGUGCACAGCUUCGCAGAGGGCCGCGACCAGGGCAGCGCCUAUGCCAACCGCACAGCGCUCUUCCCUGAGCUGCUGGCUCAGGGCAACGCGUCUCUAAGGCUACAGCGUGUGCGCGUGGCUGAUGAGGGCAGCUUCACCUGCUUCGUGAGCAUCCGGGACUUUGGCAGUGCUGCAGUCAGCCUGCAGGUGGCAGCUCCCUACUCGAAACCCAGCAUGACCCUGGAGCCCAAUAAGGACCUGAGGCCCGGGAACAUGGUGACCGUAACCUGCUCCAGUUACCGCGGCUAUCCCGAGGCAGAGGUGUUCUGGCAGGACGGGCAGGGUGUGCCCUUGACUGGCAAUGUGACCACAUCGCAGAUGGCCAACGAACAGGGCUUGUUCGACGUGCACAGCGUCUUGAGGGUGGUGCUGGGAGCUAAUGGCACUUACAGCUGCCUGGUGCGCAACCCGGUGCUGCAGCAGGAUGCUCACGGCUCGGUCACCAUCACAGGGCAGCCCAUGACAUUCCCCCCUGAGGCCCUGUGGGUGACUGUGGGACUCUCUGUCUGUCUGGUUGUGCUGCUGGUGGCCUUGGCCUUCGUGUGCUGGAGAAAGAUCAAACAGAGCUGUGAGGAGGAGAAUGCAGGAGCUGAGGACCCGGAUGGAGAUGGAGAAGGAUCCAAGACGGCCCUGCGACCCCUGAAACACGCUGAAGGCAAAGAAGAUGAUGGACAAGAAAUAGCUUGACCAGAGGACCGGCGAGCUGCUGUAUCUACCCUGGGGUCCUGCCUCUGGCAGCAUUGGGACCUCUGUGUGAUUCCUGGGCUGGCAGCUGCCUUGUCCCCCCACAGAGACCCCCUCUGUAGCAGGUCUACUCAUUCUCCAAAGGACACGAGCAUAGACCACCCUGCAACCUUAUUUCUCGAAUGGACAUGAUUCCUAAGUCAUCCUGCUGCCUUAUUUCUCCAGUGACAUGAUCCGUAAUCAUCUUGCUGCCUUGUUUCCUGUGGACACAAUCCACAGACCACCUGACACCUUAUUUCUCCAGUGGACAUGCUGCAUAGACCAUCUGGCUGCCUUUUUUCUCCAAUGGACACAUUAUUCUCCGUCACAUUUCUCCAAAGACAUGAUCCUCAUCCUUCGUCUUGUUCCUCCAAUGGACCUGAUAGGCUAGUUAGCAUUUCUCUGCCUUUUCUCCCGCCUGCCUAUAACUUGGGCCACUGCAGCCUCAGUUUCUCCUCCUGUCUAGAGGCCUCCCCUGUGUUGGCCUGUUCCCUCCCACACUAAAUGAAGACACCCCCACCCCAGAGACAGGGAGACAUGUGGGCACACGUGCUGGAACACGUGUAGACUGCCCCUGUCUGCUCUCUUCCUUGGUACCCGGGACUGUGCCCUGUGAGGCCCCCUCCCCCCACUGUGGGACCAGGUGCUGGAUGCGCUGUGCUCUGGGCAUCCCUGUGGCCCCCCGGGAUUAGCUUCAUUGAGCAACCUUGGGGUGUCAGCUGGGGACCCAAAGUGAGAUAAGGGCCUUGCCCUUCACCUGGGAUGUCGGUGAGGAAAUUGACACCUGCCUGCUAUGGCCUGUGAUUCACUUGAGAGCUCCUGCCUUGCUCCCUACUAUACCCCUCUUCUGUGCCCACAGCUCCCUGGAUGCCUAAUCCUCUUCUAUCCCCAAUCCUUGCCUAGAGCAGGGGCAGGGCAGAAACCUGGAGAGAGGGAUGGAAUCUUUUGCCACAACUGAAGAAUCUGACGGUUUCCAUUGUCUCUCCAGGUGUGCAGGCGGCUGAGGCCCUCCAGGUCCCUAGAGCCAUAGCACAGGGGGGCCAUGGCGAUGUGUCUCCCCAAUCCCACCACACACAUACACAAACACACACAUACCAUGGUGCUAAUUCUGGGGCGAAGGCAGAUACUUCCGACUUGUUUGUGGCCCCAACCUCUUGUCGAGUAAACUGAUGUCCUCCUGCUGCCAUCUCCCUUCUCCAGGAAUGGAAGACGUCAGGAUUUCUAAUUUAAAUGUGGGACUCUGAGGAAUUUUGUUAACUGGGGGUGUUUUUUGGGAAAAAUAAAUGCCUUUGUAGAAACUUUUUUCUCUGGAAG